AUGGUUGAUGCUGUCAAGGGGACUCAGGAAUUGGCUGUUGAAGAGGUUUUUUGUGAUGCUUUGGCUGAUGAGGUGCAAGUAGUAGUUGAUGAAGCGAUUCAGUUGGCUGUCGUGCAAGAAGUGGGCAAUACAGUGGUUCAGGACUUCCAGACUGUGGGCACUCCACAGGCUUUGACAGAUAAGGGCUCCCCGAGUCCUACUAUAGUGAGUCCUUCUUUGAGUUUUGCAGAGGUAGUCAGAGGGUCGCCGAGUGAGGGGAGUCCUGGGGUACCUGCCUCAACUAAACUGAGUGAGUCCACUCCUAAGGGUGGAGGCUCAGGGACUCAGAUAGCUCAAGGGAGGGUCUCUGGCAUUUCACCUACUCAGGUUGUGCUACCAAUUCUGGCUGGGAAAGGUAAGCAGAUAUGGAUUGAUGAAUCUCAGACUGAUUUCCAAGUGGUGAAAAAAGGGGGUAAGGGUGGAAAGGGGAAGAAACGUAAAUAA
Molecule: messenger RNA, 483 nt
Organism: Linum trigynum
Lineage: Eukaryota; Viridiplantae; Streptophyta; Magnoliopsida; Malpighiales; Linaceae
Source: the annotation of a GenBank genome assembly